Elaeis guineensis (African oil palm) is the source of this 2518-nucleotide messenger RNA. The record is from RefSeq and is a predicted model, not a curated record. NCBI's taxonomy places the organism in Eukaryota, Viridiplantae, Streptophyta, Magnoliopsida, Arecales, Arecaceae.
AUUGACCCGAUGUAGUUUCUGAAAAUGUCAAAUCGUUUAGAACUGAUUCGACUGAGGCUUGAGAAUGAAAUCGGUCCAAACCGGACCAUGCUCACCUCUAAAGUCCCAACCAAGGCGUAAAAGGCACCCUUCCGUUUAAUCCUCGAGUAGCGGGAAGCGGCGGCCAUGGCUAACAAGCUCAUCAGCCAAAUGGGUCUUCCUCCAUCCAUCGCGAACGUCUUCGCCGCUCGUAACAUCAUGACCGCCAAGGAUGCUCUCUCGUUGCCCGAGUUCGAGCUGAUGACUCUCCUUGACAUGGGUCUCGAUCAGGUGAAGUCCGCCGUGGAGCGGAUCAGCGAGAUCAUAUGCCCGCCCUACCAAACCGCACUUUCUUUGAUGGAGGAUCGUGUGCGGUUAGGAGGCCAUCUCCCGACGUUGCUUCGCGGUCUUGACGAUGCCUUGUGUGGAGGGAUACCGUUUGGGGCUCUCACGGAGUUGGUUGGCCCUUCGGGGAUCGGUAAAACCCAAUUUUGUCUAAAGCUCUCACUGUUAGCGGCUUUGCCUUUUUGCUAUGGAGGCCUAAAUGGGCGUGUUGUAUACAUUGAUACUGAAUAUAAAUUUAGUUCACACAGGAUGGUAGAGAUUGGAAAAAAUAGUUUCCCUCAGAUAUUUCAAUCAGAAGGCAUGGCACAGCAGAUGGCUGGUAGAAUUAUAGUUGUACGGAUGUCAUCAUUGCCUGAAUUCAUGGAAAGAUUGCAGCAGUUAAAGUUCACACUUAUCCAGCAUGAUGUAAAGUUGCUUAUAGUUGAUAGCAUGGCUGCUCUUGUUUCUGGGGUUAAUGACACAAGUACUGCUGGUCCAAAGCAACAUCUGCUGAGGUGGCCUCUUUCUUUUCUAAAGUCCCUUGCUGAGUUUUCACGAAUUCCUGUUGUGGUAACAAACCAAGUCCGUAGUCAAAAUACUGAUGAAGCCUUUCAUUAUCCAUUUCAAGUGCAAGAGAAGGAUUCUAGCAAAAAUUUUGAAAGGCUAGAGUCUCAUCUAAUUGCUGCUUUAGGGAUCCAGUGGGCUCAUGCUGUAACCAUUCGUCUCAUCUUUGAGGCUCAUUCAGGUCAGAAGUUCAUUAAGGUGGCAAAAUCUCCUAUGUCUCCUGCAGUGGCAUUUCCAUUUAUUGUGGAGUCAUCUGGAAUUUCACUGUUAAAUGACGACGGCUUCAAAGUUAUGGGUCGAGACAUAAGCACAAUUCGCUUUCAAGGUCACAACAUUCUUGAGCAGUGAACUAGUUGGUGUUCUCAUUCAUAGCCAAUUUUCACAGGAUUUUCGAUUGAGACCUUGGAGUUGAGUAGCUUUGCAAUUAGUAUGCAUGUAUGAAGCACAUGAUAUGUCUCAAGUUAAUCAUCCAUUAUCGUUCAAAAAGCAGAAGUGCAUUUUGGAAUUUUCACAAAAUGAGUUUAUUGACAGGUAUUGCCAUUUCAAAGAUCUAUUUAUUCUUUUGGGGCAAGAGCUCUAAGAGUUGAAUUGUGCUUUAUAUGCAUGUGUUAUUGUUUGAACUUUGAUGUCGGUGUAUAACACCAGGGUUGAAGUUUUAUGUUAAUUAUGAAAAAAAAUAUAUAUCAAAAUGAGCAAGGGACAAUAUGGACAUGUGAGAUUUAUAAUGAUUAUUCAGAAUCUUAAAGCCUCCUAAAAGAUCCAUGCAUUAGCUUAAUUGGUUGCUCUGGGUGAGAAUCAGAUUAUUGCCUUUGACAAUCUCCACCGCUGUGUGAUGUUAAUAGCUAUUGCAGAUUUUGUGGAUUAAAUUUUACCUUCUCACAUGGUGCAAAUUCUCUCUUAUAAUCUAAAGAAAUGUGUGAUUUAAUGAACUACCGUCUAGCUUGAUUAAGAAAUGAGGCCCUUUCUGUUGUUUGGUGGCGGAUCUGGGUGAUGUUUUAUCGACUUUUGUGGAUAAAAUUAGCAGGGUAGAUGUAACCGUCAUAUAGAUACUCAUGGAUGUAAUUUAUGUUUAUUUAAUCUACUUGUUGAAGCAAAAUUGCACGGCUAAUGAGCUUAUUUUGUUUGGCUGUUUACGUCACCAAUGCUUUUGGAGGCAGUCUUCUUAAUGUUAGAUCUCUAAGAACAUAUUAACAUUUGAAUUUGCUGAUUGAAGUUACGAGGGAAUUUAGUAUACCAGAAGCACAUUUUGGAGCAACGAACGAUCCUCUUGUACUCGUUUUCCUGAGCAGCUGCUAUGGCAUUUAAAAGGUAAAUAUCUUUUCCUAGUGAUAACUUCAAAUCUUCUCUCAAGUGUUGAGGAACAUACUUCUCUGUUAUUAUGGUUAGACUUAUUUCCAAAAGGAAGUACCAAAUCUUUGCUAUGAUGUAUGGCCGAAUACUAACAAUCAGAACCUUACAUUCCUGGACCCUUGUUUGCAGCUUCCAAAUAUUUAAUGCUUUAUCUGUUUGGGGCCACGGUCAUCAAACUUGGACUACUUUGUAAUGAGGUUGGGGAUGACAUAUCCUGAUCGAACCAUGAAACAAAUUAUUGCCGGGCACAUUCAUAUUUCCA